CCCUAUUUAUAUAUCUGUAGGCUGUAGCAAAAAUCCAAGAUAGUCUCCAAAUCCGCGAUUCCCAAUUAUUUCGCCCUAAUUUAAACAACCUCUCUCACAAAUGGCAUCCGCCUCGGAGAACUCCGGCAAGAAGAUCACACUCCGAAGCUCCGAUGGCGAGGUGUUUGAGGUGGACGAGGCGGUAGCCGUGGAGUCUCAAACGAUCAAGCACAUGAUCGAGGAUGACUGCGUCGACAACAUCAUUCCAAUCCCCAACGUCACCGGAAAAAUUCUCUCCAAGGUCAUCGAGUACUGUAAAAAGCACGUCGAUGCCUCUGCUUCAACCAAGUCCGAGGACAAGGUCUCCUCCUCUGACGACGAACUCAAGAUUUUCGACGCCGACUUCGUCAAAGUCGAUCAGGCCACGCUGUUCGACCUUAUUUUGGCUGCGAACUAUCUGAAUAUCAAAAGCCUUUUGGAUUUGACUUGCCAAACAGUUGCUGACAUGAUUAAGGGAAAAACUCCAGAGGAGAUUAGGAAAACAUUCAACAUCAAGAAUGAUUUUACUCCUGAAGAAGAAGAAGAUGUCCGGAGAGAGAACCAAUGGGCUUUCGAGUAGAAGUAAAGCUAUUUUGGAUUGUGAAUUAAAUGCCAUUUGCUGCGUAUGGCUUAUUUUGUUAAUAUUUGAACCGAAUAUGAUAUUAGGUUUGGAUUCCUACGAAUGACUCCAACUUUGUGAUUGGGUAUAUCUAUUUUACUUUUAGUGCAAAA
Molecule: messenger RNA, 750 nt
Organism: Salvia splendens (bonfire salvia)
Lineage: Eukaryota; Viridiplantae; Streptophyta; Magnoliopsida; Lamiales; Lamiaceae
Product: SKP1-like protein 1A
Exons: 2
Coding region: 101-598 (165 amino acids)
Biological process (GO): ubiquitin-dependent protein catabolic process
Source: RefSeq, a predicted model, not a curated record